UUGAGUCUUGUAUAAAACGAACUGAAACGGACAGGUACAAAACUGGACAGGAGAUGUCUUCGCCAAGACGUUACCUCGGCUGUACAAAUGGCCACAGCUUUUCACAUGCACCGUCAUUUGCAAAACGCUCUCAAGAUUGUUCUUGUUGGCGACUCUGGAGUGGGUAAGACAUGGCUGCUUUCGCGAGCACAAGAACUUUACGCGACCUUUUCCGAUGAUGGCUAUAGCCUGUUCAAAAAGCCCUUCGAGCCUUCCAAAGUGUAUUCACCUACAGUUUUUGAGACGUAUUUCACGAAUGUCGACACUGAAUGCCUCGGGAAUUAUCAGACAAAUCUCUGGGAUACCGGAGGCUGGUGGAUCUUCAAUUCUGUCAGACCUCUGACUUACGUUGGAGCUGAUGUGUUUAUGCUGUGUUUCGACGUCACAAAUCCCGAAUCGUUUAACAACAUAACAAAAUGUUGGCUACCUGAAGUUCAGAAGUAUCAACCAGGUAUACCAGUACUUUUUGUUGGAACAAAGUCUGAUCUACGAGCUGAAAAUGAAAGGGGUGGAUCUAUUAAGUUUGUCUCAGUUUCUGAAGCAGAAGCUGUGGCACAGAUGAUGGGCUCCCUGUACCAAGAAACAAGUGCACAGACUGGUGAACAUGUGGACAAAGCUUUUGAUUCUGCUGUCAAGCUGGCUCAUACUAACAGACAAGGGGGCCAUGCAAACUUAAGCAAAUUUAGACGGUUCAAUAAAUUUGACUCAGCGUGGCUUCCACCAAUCAGUUCCCCUCCGAAAUUUAAAGCUGAUCAAUCAACGCACGCCAAAGAUUUCAAGGAAAUCCUAAAGGAUGUCAAAAACGCUGAUGUUCUCUUUACAUUUGAAGAUGGGAGUGAGAGCAUUUCUGCCCACCGGAUUGUGCUGUGGCUACAGCAGUCAGCUUUUAAAGAUGUUAUUUGUGACAAAGAUGCACACACCUUAAGAAAAUUUAAGGAUAUUUUUGAGGUUAAAAACAUGUCUGCUGAUAUUUGUCGGCAAGCACAAAAUGACCCUGUUUACUCAAAAGCCUUCUCUCAAAGUAUGAUAUAUAUACUUUUGAAGAACUGGAUUUCCCGUGAAACCUUCAUUGAAAUUCUAGAGUUCUUAUAUUCGGGUGAGGUAGGAAUUUCAGAGGAGAGUGAAUGUGACAGGAUUAAAGAACUUUUGACCGCAGCAGAGAAACUGAAAGUUUCCCCAUUAGUGGAUAUUUGUAAUUAUUUACUUAAACUCAAGGGUGACAAGAAGACAACUGAAACAAAGAAAAAAACUAUUGGUCAACCCACGCCACCACUGAUAUCCGUAUGUGAUCUGUUUUUGGACAAGAAAGCAACUCCAUUUUCUGAUGUGGUAUUUGUUGUGGAAGGCAAACUGGUAUUUGCUCAUAAGGCAGUACUGAAAGCAAGAUCACCUGUUCUGGCUGCUCUACUUGGUGGAAACUUCAGAGAAGGAAAAAGUUCGCAGAUCCCUUUGCUUGGAGUUGAUUUCCAAAGCUUUUUAGCUGUACUGGAGUACCUGUACACUGACCAGUGUUCCACCCUGGACAAGAUUCCUGUUGAGAACGUACUUGUUCUUGCAGAUCGCUUGUGUCUGCCGCACCUGGUACAGAUUUGUGAAGAUGAAAUGCAUAAAGGAUUACAGCAGAUAAUUCAAACCCAAAUCAGUGAAAAUAUCGCCAAGGAAUGGCUGGAUGUGCUGGCUUUCUCCAAAAUGUUUAAUGCAAAGCAGUUAACAGAGUGGUGCCUCUACGUCAUUGCCUUAAACUUCACAAGAUUUGAAGGACUUGGUAAAGAGCUGGAUUUGGUUGUUAAUGAAAACAGUCAGUUCUUUGAAAAACACACCAGGCCACUUCAGGGUUAUUUGAGAACUCUUGAAUCUAAAGACAAGUGGAUUUCACUGAACCAAAGACAACUGCACCGGAAAGCAAAAUCUUGUUUGCCUCACAAGUGUACCAUCUUAUAGGAGUAUCAACAUACAAUAAGACAUUAUUAAGACAGCAUUGAAUGUUGUUGAACACUAAUACUUGCUCUUGCUAAUAUUUGAAAUACAGUGGAAUUCCAAUUUUUCAAACCUCUAAGGGAAACGGAAAAUGGGGUAAUUAGAGAAAUUGGGGGUAAAUUACGGUGUUUGAUUGAGGAAAGGAAAAGACUUUUGGUUUGAGUUAUCGGGAUGUUUGAAAAAUUGCCAGGGUUUAAAAAACUGGGAAUCAACUGUGCCUGAAAAUUCUUAUAUGUGAUAGUGUUGCUCAUAGAAAAUCAUAACUAUAUUUUUAAAAAAUGAAAUGUUAUUUUUGUAUGCAGUAUUUUAUUUCGCUAAAGAAAGUCAAUUUAAGAUCUUGAGAUUGUAAAAAGUGCUCAAUAACAAUCCUUGACAUUUCAGAAAGACCAAAUCGCUGAAUUUAGUUCUAAUGAAAAAACAUAUUUUUGUACAUAUUGUAGAAAGUAAAAUCUUUUUAUUACAGAUUUAGUAUUUCGGAUAUUUUUAUUUGAAGCAGCAAUAUUUCUUUUUAAAUCCAUUGAUCAAAUAGUAAUUAGCCAUUUUUUAAAGUGCAGCCUAAAUAAUAACUCAGUGUUUGUCUUUGUUUUGUUUAGCUUAUGGGACUUGUGAUCAUCAGGAUCAUUCAAAAUGUUCAUAAAUUGUAUAGUACUACCCCAGUAGUUAGUUCUAAUGAAAAAGUUAUUAUUUUCAAUAAAUCUCACCACAUGCAUUGCUGA
This is a messenger RNA of Orbicella faveolata, 2732 nucleotides long. RefSeq names its product rho-related protein racA-like. The record is from RefSeq and is a predicted model, not a curated record. Gene Ontology annotation, molecular function: protein binding; GTP binding; GTPase activity. Gene Ontology annotation, biological process: small GTPase-mediated signal transduction. NCBI's taxonomy places the organism in Eukaryota, Metazoa, Cnidaria, Anthozoa, Scleractinia, Merulinidae.